This is a messenger RNA of Fusarium coffeatum, 2172 nucleotides long. RefSeq lists its product as uncharacterized. The record is from RefSeq and is a predicted model, not a curated record. Bases 1 to 2172 code for a protein of 723 amino acids. Gene Ontology annotation, biological process: activation of GTPase activity. NCBI's taxonomy places the organism in Eukaryota, Fungi, Ascomycota, Sordariomycetes, Hypocreales, Nectriaceae. The transcript is spliced from 6 exons. Gene Ontology annotation, molecular function: GTPase activator activity.
AUGAGACCUCUCGAAGAGUCGCUCUCAAGAUGGCGUGAAACACAAUCCCAAGGCGCACAUCUUGGCGAUCUCCGCCGCGCUGUUCAGUCUAAUGGUCCGUCAAGCCCUUGCAUAUCUGGCUGUCGCUCUCUUUGCUGGAAAACCUUCCUUCUAUCGACUGCUGCCGAGGGCUUGAGCUGGUCUCAGGUUCUAGACGACGGGAGGCAUUCUUAUACAGAACAAAGGGACCACUUUCUCAAGUAUAUCAAGCAUCCGGAGGCCCUUGCGGAGUUGAAUAUUGAUCCUUUGAACGAAGAUCCAAGCUCACCUUGGAACACUAUUCGUCAAGAUGAGAUUGUCCGCGCCGAGAUACAGCAAGAUGUUCAGCGGUUACCUGAUGAAGCAUCUUACCACGAAGAGCAGACUCAGGCAACUAUCAUAGACAUCCUUUUCAUGUACUGCAAGCUUAAUCCUGAGCGAGGAGGCUAUCGCCAAGGGAUGCAUGAAUUGCUCGCGCCUAUUCUGCAUGUCAUUGAACAAGAUUCUGUGGACCCUACGACCUUACCAGAAGACAUUCCUACUGACGAUGCCCUCAUCAAAACUCUCGACCAUGCUUUCGUCGAGCACGAUGCCUUCAUCUUAUUCUCCAAACUGAUGGAGCGUGCCCAGUCGUUCUACGAAGUUAAGGAUAACCCUGCAACACCCGCAAACUCUUUACGACCUUCGAAGUUCCCAGAACAAAGCUCCGCCAUUGUCGAGCGAAGUAAAUUUAUCCACGAAGUCUGUCUACAAAAGAUCGAUCCGGAACUUGCUACUCACCUUACCAACAUUGAGAUUUUACCACAGAUCUUCUUGAUUCGAUGGAUUCGAUUGCUCUUCAGUAGAGAAUAUCCUUUUGAACAAUUCCUGGUACUUUGGGACACCAUCUUUGCUGUCGAUCCGACUCUGGAGCUUAUAGAUCUUAUCUGUGUUUCCAUGCUAAUAAGAAUUCGAUGGGAGUUAUUGGAGGCCGAUUAUUCUGUCUGUCUUCAGCUACUUCUCAAGUACCCACCGCCCUCGGGUGCUUAUGGUCCUCACACAUUUGUUGAAGACGCAUUGUAUCUCAAGGAUCAUCUCGACCAAUCAGGGGGAUCUUCGCUCAUAAUGAAAUACACCGGGAGGAUGCCCGAAGCAUAUUCAUCACCGCCACAGACCUCAAGAACGGGCACCCCUAGCUUCCGUGGUUUCAAUUCGUUUAAACAAAAGGUACCAGGCUCGAGGUCGCAGAUAGCAUCACCUUCCAGGUUUAUCCAGCAACAGGGCGGCAUGGAAGCCUUAUUCCAAGGAGCCGCCAAGGGGGCUAAAGGAGUAUUCGAAAGGGGCGAAAAGCUGGGUAUCAACCAGGCCGUUAGAGAUGCCAUGGGAGAGAUCAAACGCAACAUAAAUGAAGCCCGUUCUGCGCCCAGAACACCACAGCCCUUGAUGGGUGAAGGGGAAGCAGCCAGGAGCCUUACAGCAUUGGAAAUCCGGAACCAACAUCUAGCAGCCAUGCUCGACGAGACAGUUGAAAACCUCAAAGCGAUUUCUGCAUCCAGUCUAGAAGACAAGGCUAAAAGUCUUGAGCUUAUAGAAAUUGCGGCAGCUAAAGUACAGUUCGUCAAGAUCUAUCUAGACGACCCUUCAAUGGAGGUGCCGGUUUUACACUCACCGCCAUCCGAGGAGGCUCCGCAGGAAGUGGUCGUAGCAGAGACGGCUAUCGUUCAACCAGAGCCAGUACAAGCGGCACCAGCAGAACUAGACGUCUCUGGUCUGCAAAUAUCUGAGCCAAAACCAGCCCCUAAAGAAGAGCCAGUGCAACCUUCUAGUCCUAAUCGAACGGAGAUAGCCACGGCUCAGGAGAACAAAUCUGCGAGUUUACUACCAUCUUCUCGGCCAGGUCCUGUCCCAACCCGAUCAACAUUGGCUCAGUCAUCCUUCUCUUGGAUGUUAGAGCCGGACGAAUCUGGACCUUCUAAGACCCCUGCGUCGUCGAACAAGUCACCACCACCACAGCACAAGAAAAGAAUUUCAAACAGCGCUAAUCGCGAAAAGAAUGCUUUCUUGUUUGGUGAAGUUACGGAAAACCGCAAUCCUUUGAACUCGGAUGAAAUAUUUGGCCUGGAGCCUAUCAAGAAACUGAAGGAAGCCAAACAUGAUGAAAAGGAAACGGAAUAG